AUGAUUAUAAGUUAAAUCAGCAACAUCGAGGAUUGUCCAGAUCCCCUUGAAACAAAUAUAAACAAGAGCUCCAAAGUGCUAUUGUGGGGUAGAAGGACUCAACAUCAAAGUUUUGGAAUAGAAAAUCCUAUUUGGAAAUACAAAGCAUUCAAAAUAAUACUGAUAGUCUCCAGAUUCAUUGCUCUGAUCACUAGACAGAUCACAAAGAGGGAUCUGACUCAUUUUUCAAAGCAAGAAUUCAAUUUAAUUAAUGACAAUGCAUCUCACUAUAAUUAUUACAGAUAUCAAGGACUCCUACCUAAAGAUAGACCCUCUCGCUUCCUGCUCAAAUUAAAUAAUUGGUUUUCCUGCAUACUGUGUAUAUAUAAAAGCAAUUUCAGAAAGUGGCUCUUAAAACCAGAUGAUGCUAUCAUAAUCAUUUGGAAUAUCUAUCUAAUAGUGAUUGUUACUAUAAAUGUGUUUUAUGUUUCUUUGCGUAUUUCCUUUCCAGAAAUUGAAGAAUUUCCAUUGAACAGUAAGGAAUUCAUCUUCGAACAAUUACCUGUUUAUUCAUUUCUCUUGGAUAUCGCAUUGAAAUUCAACACUUGCAUUUACAACAAGGGAAUACUAAUCACAAGCAGAGCAAAGAUAGUCAAAUUCUAUUGCAUUGAAGGCUUUUUUAUUGAUUUGUUUUUGGUUGUUCCUUUCUUUAUAGGUCAACAAUUCAACUUUAGAUACUUUGAUUUUGUGAUAGUUUUGAAAGUAUUCUAGUUGUCAAGUUUAUUCUCAUCUCUGUUUAAUCGUUUGGAGUUGACGAAUAGACAAACGGCAAUAUUCGAUUUAUUCAAGAUGAUAUCUUUUAUGAUAUUAGUAGCCCACUUUUCAGCCUGCAUUUGGCAUAUCAUCGGACAGUGGGGAGAAUGGGGUCAUCAUGAAGGCAAGACUUGGUUGAAGGUUGCCUAAUUGUAGAACGAAUCUUGGUUGGAUAGAUAUGUAGUCUCAUUUUAUUGGAGUAUUGUUACAAUGACAACCAUUGGAUAUGGAGAUAUCAUCCCUGUGAAUUUGACUGAACGUAUCUUUGUAAUCUUUAUGACUAUGAUCUCAUCUGCAACAUUUGCAUAUACUGUCAACAAUAUAGGAGGCAUAUUCCAAGACUUCUCUAAGUAAUCAGUUCAAUUAAAGAAUAACAUGAAUCAAUUAAAUAGAUAUUUAAAAAGCUAGAAUGUGUCUGAUGAUCUUUAAAUCAAGUUUAGAAGAUAUUUUGAAUAUUUGUGGAGCAAACCCUCUUAGAAAGUAAUUUAAUUUGCAGAUUUGAUCCCCAAAAGUUUGAAAGAUCAGAUGAUUGUAGAUGUGAAUGCUAAAAUAAUAAAUCAAUUAUCUUUCUUUAAGAAUUUCAGUUAACCUUUGUUGAAUAAAUUAUGUAUGUAUUUAGAGGAGAGAUAAAUCCAAUCUGACGAUUACCUAUUCAGAAGAAAUAAUAAAUCAACUUAAUUAUUCAUUCUCGUAACAGGGGAGAUAAAACUAGUCGUUACUCUCAAUGAUUAAUCGAGAUUGUUAUAAAAGAUAAACAAUCCCUCUUUUGUUGGGUAAUUGGAUUUCUUCUCAAAAAGAGCCUACUCCUAUGAUGCCAUAGCUUCACAAACAACUAAAGUUCUCCAGAUCUCAAGAGAGUAAUUGCACUUCAUCUUUAAGGAUCAUCCGUUGGAUUAUGAAAUUUUCUAGUAGAUCACAGAUGACAUUGUUCAAAAUUAAAAUUUUAAAGCAAUUCAAAUAAAAUGUAAUAGUUGCCAAAGCGAUUGUCAUUUUACAAAUACUUGUCCCUUGUUAUUUGGAUUACCUAAUAGAAUCAAGACGUUGUACAAUUACAGGAAGUUCACUCCAGUCGACAGAACACCACAGUACCUUAGACAUAACCAUACGAGGAAAAUGUAUGCAUUGAAGCAUCAUUUCAUUGUUUUGGAGAGUGUUCUCAAUUACAUGAUGAAGAAUGAAGAUCUAGUUUAGAUAGAGGAGAUGAAGGAAUUGUAAUAACAACAUGGUAUCCAUUUUGGAAAUCAACCCACUUGUAAUCAGAUGCAAAAUAAUGUCCAGACUAUGGGGAAGUCAUCUUUAUCAUAGAGGGUCUUGGUGUCUUUGGAUGAUUCCUCUCCUAGAACUUUUAGGUUUUGUCAGAAUAAUCAAUUUCUGAAUACAACUGGGGGCAAGAAUCACAGGAAGACUUCAGUAAAUUAUGGAUCUCAGACAGAGUCUCCUGAUGAGGAAGUGCCUGUAAAUGAGAAGGGUGUGAAGAAGGGAGUGAAUGAGUCGUUGUAUGUGAUGAAUGAACAAGGAUGUUAAUAGGUUUUGUAAGUACCCUCAUUACAGAUAAACUAAAUAAUGAGAAGAAAAUCAGUAAAAUUAAAGUUAGAUGAUAGUUCUGAGGAGGAGGACGAUGAUUAGGAAAAGAUUAUGGGAUAAUACAUAGAUAUCUUCUAGCAAUUCGAGAGGGUUUGCGAAUUCAGCAAUUACAAUUCUCACAACAACAUUUCAUUGGUGUUGACCAGAUAUCAAGAAAAGAUGAUGGUGUUCUAGAGAUAGACGAAGAAACGAAAGAGUCGUAGACAAGAAACCUUGUUGCAUCUAUUAAAGUAAGCCUAAGGGAAGUAGAGAUUAUGA
Molecule: messenger RNA, 2634 nt
Organism: Paramecium tetraurelia
Lineage: Eukaryota; Ciliophora; Oligohymenophorea; Peniculida; Parameciidae
Exons: 6
Biological process (GO): potassium ion transmembrane transport; regulation of membrane potential
Cellular component (GO): membrane
Molecular function (GO): voltage-gated potassium channel activity
Source: RefSeq, a predicted model, not a curated record